AUGGAAGAAUGUCUGCGAUUUUGGGCUCUUGAAACGAACCAAACCCAUGUUGCUCUGAACAAAAUUCUUCGAAUUUUGCGCAUAAAAACAACAUUUCGACUGCCGAAAGAUGCACGGACUAUUCUCAAGACACCAUCCAUCAAAGCAAACAUUGUACAAAUAGACGGUGGGAGAUUCUGGUACAACGGUGUAAACAAAUGUAUCCAGAAUAGAUGCCGGGCCAUGAAUCUCAACAUCAACACGAUGAGUUUGUACGUUUCGGUUGACGGUCUACCACUGACCAAUAGCAGUAAAAUGCAGUUCUGGCCUAUUCUGAUCAGCAUAGCAGAAUUGCCUACCGUAGCACCGAUGCCGGUGGCUAUCUUUUGCGGGCUAAGAAAGCCGGAGAAGGUAGAAGAAUAUCUACGUCCACUUGUGUCGGAACUGAAUGAGUUAAUGACGGACGGCAUUCGCAUCCAGGACAAGGCAAUAAACAUUAGAGUCCGGGCUUUUAUUGCUGAUACACCAGCAAGGGCGUUUAUUAAAGGUGUAGUCAACUUUAACGGUCUCCAAGGAUGCAUCAAGUGUGUUUCUCAAGGACAAAGAGUAAACAACCGCACUAUUUUCAGAGGAAUUGAUGCCGAGAAAAGGACCGAUGCGGUUUUCCGUCAAGGAGGUUAUUGGCCUGAUCAUCAGAAGCACCUCACCCCACUUCUUGACUUACAGCACUUCAACAUCAUUGACGGAGUUAUAAUUGCCGACAGACUUCAUCUGAUGGACCUGGGAGUUACCAAAAAGCUUUUAAAGAGGUGGAAAAAUGGCGAAUCAGGAUUCCAUGGAAAGCUGACAACAACGCAAUACACGAACAUCUCGUUGGC
This is a messenger RNA of Anopheles coustani, 857 nucleotides long. RefSeq lists its product as uncharacterized. The record is from RefSeq and is a predicted model, not a curated record. The transcript is spliced from 3 exons. Lineage: Eukaryota; Metazoa; Arthropoda; Insecta; Diptera; Culicidae. The annotation marks the transcript as partial.